Molecule: messenger RNA, 876 nt
Organism: Thelazia callipaeda (thelaziosis nematode)
Lineage: Eukaryota; Metazoa; Nematoda; Chromadorea; Rhabditida; Thelaziidae
Source: the annotation of a GenBank genome assembly
AUGCAUAGAGCCACCCUGAACUGCUGUUUUCGGCGGACUUUAGUAAUUGGGACAAGUGCUGUCUCAUUAGUUGGAGCUGGUUUACUUUACGCCUUGGAAAAUGCCAUUAAAGUUGAAGCUUUCGAACAUUUCCCUCAUCCAGCUCCAUUGCCAUGGGAACACAAGAGGAUUUUUGGCACUGUUGACAUGGCUUCUGCACGUCGUGGUUACGAAGUAUAUAAACAAGUAUGUAAAGCAUGUCAUUCAAUGAAGUGGAUAGCUUACCGCCAUUUGGUUGGUAAUAUCAUGACAGAGGAAGAAGCAAAAGCAGAAGCUGCGGCUGUUACAGUUCCUGACAUUGAUGAAGCUGGGAAUCCAAUUGAACGUCCUGGAGAGCUCAAUGAUCGUUUAUUAUCACCUUACCCAAAUGUUGCUGCUGCAAAGGCUGCAAAUGGUGGCGCUUUUCCACCAGAUCUUUCAAUGUUGUUACUUACGCGAGAGGGUGCGGAGGAUUAUGUUUUUUCAUUACUAACAUCUUAUAUGGAUCCACCAGCUGGAGUGAAGGUUAUGGAUGAAGGCAAAUAUUAUAAUCCCUAUUUUCUCGAUGGUGUCAUAAGUAUGCCGCAGCAGCUAUUUGAUGGUGGAAUUGAAUACAAAGAUGGUACACCUGCAACAGCAAGUCAGCAGGCUAAAGAUGUAGUAACAUUUAUGCGUUGGACAGCUGAACCUUUCUAUGAAAAAAAGAAAAGACUGCUUUUAAAGUUCUUAUUAUUUUUGCCGUUGCUGACUUUCGUAUUGGUUUACGGCAAACGGCAUGCUUGGACAUAUAUAAAAGGACGCAAAAGCAUGUGGAGAACUGUCAAGGGACGCGAACGGCCUAGUAAACAGAAUAGCUAA